Molecule: messenger RNA, 3092 nt
Organism: Topomyia yanbarensis
Lineage: Eukaryota; Metazoa; Arthropoda; Insecta; Diptera; Culicidae
Gene: dsf
Product: protein dissatisfaction
Exons: 7
Coding region: 504-2141 (545 amino acids)
Biological process (GO): regulation of transcription by RNA polymerase II; anatomical structure development; cell differentiation
Molecular function (GO): nuclear receptor activity; RNA polymerase II cis-regulatory region sequence-specific DNA binding; zinc ion binding
Source: RefSeq, a predicted model, not a curated record
GGUUGAAGUGCGAUGGUGAUGCCAGUGGUAACCGUAGCCAAUGUGAAUUGUGAUGAAGUCAAUACAGCAUCAGUCGGUAAUCAGCUUCUACUGUUUCUGGCUGUGCCGUUGCGGGAAAUCUGGACAGUCAGAGUCAGUUUAUCAGCAACUAUCAAGCUAGUGACACGGAUCUUACAGCUCUUAGAUAGACCUCGAUGAGUACGAGUUCAAUUCGGCGUCGGAUAAAUUCUAGUGCUGUUGUGUUAGUGGGAAAAUGGAAACCAAUUGAUAGAAUUUAGUGCCCCUGCAACCAAUUGUUAAUGCAAUCCUUAACACGAUUGUUUAUGAAAUUGUCAUUGGAAAUACAACUAUAGAGUUAGUUGCUCGUUUUGAAUUGCUCUUCAAUAGAAUUGUGUUAGUGCUGUGAAUAGUGAUUACCUAAUGUUUCAAACUAUAAAUAAUCAAGAAUAGUUGAUAAGUACUUAGCCACGUUGGAUUUCAAUUUUGUGUGGCAGCCACGAAGAAUGGGAACAGGUGACAGAUUACUCGACAUUCCAUGCAAGGUAUGCGGAGAUAGAAGCUCAGGAAAACAUUACGGCAUCUACAGCUGUGACGGUUGUUCUGGAUUCUUCAAACGCAGCAUACACCGGAACCGGGUGUACACAUGCAAAGCAGCAGGCGAACUAAAAGGGCGCUGUCCGGUCGACAAAACCCAUCGUAAUCAGUGUCGCGCAUGCAGGCUAUCCAAGUGCUUCCAAUCAGCGAUGAACAAAGACGCUGUGCAGCAUGAACGUGGACCGCGAAAACCUAAACUGCAGCACCUUCAACAAAAUGGAGCCCACCCACAUCACCUCGGUGGACCAUUUGUGAACACAUCUUCCUACAGCCACAUGCCACACUUUUCCAACAUGCACCACGGAGGCAUGCAGCAAAAUUCCAUGCUUCAUCACCCCCAGCCUCUUUCUUUUGCGCCUCUAGGACAUCACAUUCCGCCAACACUCCUAUCGCACGUAAAACUAGAACAAACCAAAUUUGAAUUUUCAUCUGCCAACAAUUCCCAAAUCCCACCCAACCUGCUGCAUCCCAUCAAGAUGGAGCAGACACGGCUGGCUUCAUUCGACUUUUCACCGUCCGGUCAACGAUUCUACAAACCUCUGGAACAAUUGCCCCCCUCACCAACAAACUCCAAAAGUUCCAUCAGUGUCGAUUCUCCAUCUGAAAGCAUGACCAGCCCCCAACCAUCCACGGUGGACUGCGGUUCCAGCGUUCUUAGCCCAACUCCAAUCAAUGCCAGUAAUCUUAGUCUUCCCUCACCACUUUCCCAGAACGGUGUGUUAGACAUUCUUAUGGGAUCUGAUAAAUGCCAAGAGUUCUUGCAAUAUCAAAUUCACAACAAUAAUUUAAUGUUCCCGAUAAACCCCUCGGAAGGCAGUGGGCCAGUGCCCCCACAACCUCCUCCUCCGCUAAUUCCUCAUCCGACGGCGUUACCACCUGGCAGCCCCGGCUUGCGAUUGCCGACGUGGGAAAUUUUGCAGGAAACCACUGCACGAUUACUCUUCAUGUCAGUCCGAUGGGUACGCUGCUUGAUUCCCUUCCAAACGUUGUCGAAAAAUGAUCAACAUCUGCUACUACAGGAGUCCUGGAAGGAAUUGUUUCUGCUCAAUUUUGCCCAGUGGAGCGUUCCCUGGGAUCUCAGCGCACUGCUGGAGAGUCCCCAGGUACGGGAUCGUCUGCCUCAAGAUCCAGCCACGCAGAUGGAGAUGAAAACAAUGCAGGAAAUUUUGUGCCGCUUUCGACAAAUUUCUCCGGAUCUAAGCGAGCUUGGUUGUAUGAAAGCGGUCAUACUGUUUUCCCCAGAAACAUCCGAGCUUUGUGAUGUCCAACCGGUGGAAAUGUUACAGGACCAAGCUCAAUGCGUCCUCUCGGACCACGUACGAGUUCGCUAUCCGCGGCAACCAACGCGCUUCGGGCGUCUACUGCUACUACUGCCCUUGCUGAGAACGAUCCGUUCCACGACCAUCGAGACUCUGUUCUUCAAGGAAACGAUAGGUGCCGUGCCCAUUUCCCGUCUUCUGAUCGAUAUGUAUCAGAUGGAGAAAUACACCGAUCUGGAAUCCAGCUCAGCUGGUGCCAACAACGUUGCUUCUCUGGCGAAGCCUUAGUCAUUCCUCCCCGGGACACGAUUCAUGCCAAACCACCUAUACACAUUUUUAAUUUGAAAAAAACACCCAGGAAAUAUGUUAUCUUCUCAUUCUUCUCAGUUAUCGACCUCCCCUGCCAAACGAUCACCGCGACAUGUGUUGCAAAGGUGAAAGCAGGAAAAGUUCAACAUGUUCAAGAGCAGCAACAGGAGAAAAAAUGUUUCCCCGAAGCGCCCUAGGAUGUUUGAGUUUUAUUACGUUGAACAGUGGAUGUUCUCACUCAAUGACGUGUCUCGUUCUCCUACCGGUUACGUUGUGGGCGAAGAACAGCACCGCUUUCGCCACAUAACAAACGACAGUCUCAAAAUCAAAUCCUGUAGAUACGCGGAAUCAUCUGCCAGUGGCUCACCUCGAGAAAAAAAUCCUAUGGUCAGACUUACUGCUGUUCACAGGAUAUUUUUUUCUUUCCUCUUGUUAUCCAAGAUAUUUGUUAGCACAGCUUGCGAGAACAGCAUUAUGCCUUCAUUGGUAUUAUUUUUUAAUUUCUAAUGCAAAUAUAAUCUUCGGUUGCUUCAUCGAGAAUGGUGUAGUAAAAAUGUACAUAACUAUAUAGGAGAAAAUUAUUUGUGCAGCAAUCAAUUUUACAGAAGCGAAAGUUGAAAUCCGACACUGUUCUUUUAUUUUCAUAGUUAUGGUAUACAAUAUUCCAACAAGUACUAUUUCGUCGCUUAGUUUGCAGCGAAAUCCUUCCAGUGAUGUUAGUCUAGUCAAACAAUCCUUUGGAUGCAAACAAUAAAUCGUAGUAAUAUUAUAAUAUUCGUAUAUCGACGAGUGAACAUAUGGCAUUUUGUUGACGAUGUAGUGAAUUUGUAGUAUACAUGCCAAUAUCCCAACUUAUAAUAAUGUAUCAAACAACAUUGUAAUCAAAAUAGUAUCACGCUGUAAAAUUAAGCUACCAAAUGAAUCGGAAUA